Cicer arietinum (chickpea) is the source of this 862-nucleotide messenger RNA. RefSeq lists its product as uncharacterized. The record is from RefSeq and is a predicted model, not a curated record. NCBI's taxonomy places the organism in Eukaryota, Viridiplantae, Streptophyta, Magnoliopsida, Fabales, Fabaceae.
UAAAAACAUAUGCAAACUAUGAUAACUCCAAUUGUAUUUGACACUCUUACUUAAACCAGAAACCAUCCCCAAAACUUUUUCUUCUCUUUCUUUUGCAGUGUUUCAAAUCAAACAAAGAUGUUAAGUUCUACUUCUACACGUGAGAUUCAUCAAAAGAGUGUUCUUCAAAUUAAACAAGAUGACAAAUUUUUCAGCAAGUUACUUUCAAAGGAAAGUUCCAAUUGUAACCCAUCUUUCAGAGUUUCUGUUGCUGUUCCAUUUGUUUGGGAAUCUCAACCUGGUACUCCCAAAUACACAUUCUCUCAAACCACUCUUCCUCCUCUUACACCUCCACCUUCCUAUCAUUUCAACAAUAUCAAUAAUAACACUAAAAGGAACGAAAAAAAGCACUCAAAAUUCAAUCUUCUUUUGGGAUUGCUACAAAAACUAAACCUCAAGAAAAUCAACCAGUCUUCGUUGUCAUCUUUACACCCUUCAAAUUCAUCAUCAGCAGUAGAUUCUGCAAAAAUUACCUCCGCGGCGAGGGGUAGGAGGAGAUUCUUAAGCCAUGGAUCAUCUUUUGACUUCAGGGUUGAAAAUGCAGAAAAUGAUGGUGCUGGUUCACCAACUUCAACAUUGUGCUUUGGAAUUCCUCGUUCCGCCAGUUCUAAUGGUGGCUUCCAAAGUAAUUACAAGAGGCGCAUAAGGUAAUCAAGAUGUAUCUUUAUAUAACACAUAAUCAGACACUUCAGAAUGAAGAUGUAUUUGGUGUCUAAAUUGUAUCAGUGUCUAAUAGGUGUUGGCGUUUUUAAGCUGUAUUUUAAAGAAAAUAAAACUCAACAAGAAGGAAUGAAUGAAUUGAAUAUAUUGUGUGUGUUGUUUA